AUGACUUGGAGUCCUUCCUCUUUGUUGAUAGCACUGGCUGCCGUCACUCUCCAUGGCGUGACCGCCUCCACCGAAGCGUCCGAAGCUUGUGCCUACUGCGGCAACGACCAGAGCGGCCCCAACUGCUGCGUCUCCGGAAACUACUGCCAGCCGUGGAACCCGACCUACUACCAGCCGGCCAACGCCCGCCAGCUCCCCGACGACUGCUGCAACCGGUGCGCCAGUACUUCGGGCUGUGCCGCGUACACGUUCGUGAACAAUGGCUGGGAUGGCCAGCCGCACUGCUACCUCAAGCGCGGCACGGGCACGAGGAAGAAGGCCGUGGGGGCCGUGUCCGCCGUCGUGUCUUCCUCCUCCUCCUCGAGGCCUCGCGCUACGAACACGACAGACGGCGGCCACAUCCAGGUCCAGAUCCGCAGCGGAGCCGUGCAGUCCAAGGCCGUCAACCUGGGCGGCUGGCUCUUGACGGAGCACUGGAUCACGUGGGAGUCUGCGCUGUGGAACGGCAUCUCGGCGGACGAAGACCACAAGGGCGAGUACCACACGAUGCAGCUCCAGGGCAAGGAGAAGGGCACGGCGGCGUUCGAGCAGCACCGCAAGACGUGGAUCACCGAGGCCGACAUCAAGGAGAUCGCCGAGACUGGCGUGCUCAACACCGUGCGCGUCCCCGUGGGCCACUGGAUCAUCCGCGACGCCACCACUGCGCCCGGAACCGAGGGCGACAUGUACGCGCGCGGCGGCCUCAAGUACCUGGACGCGCUCAUCAACAACUGGGCCGUCAAGUACAACGUCGCCGUCAUGAUCAGCCUCCACGCGCACCAGGGCAGCCAGAACGGCAUCGAGCACAGCGCCCCCGUGACGCUGGGCAACGUGGGCUGGAGCACGUCGCAGACCAACGUGGACAACUCGCUCAAGUUCGCGACGUUCCUCGCGGCGCGGUACAAGAACAGCCCGGCGUUCCUGGGCUUGAACCUCAUGAACGAGCCCGUGCCGCCCGUGGACGGCAACGUGCUGCGGAACUACUACAUCCAGGCGUACAAGCAGAUCCGAGCCACGGGCAACGACUGCAUCCGGCUGGUGACCCCGUUCCUGAGCGAGCAGGACCCGGAGCACCUCAAGGGCAUGAUCGGCGCCCCCGAGUACACGAACGCCUGGACCGAGAUCCACGCCUACUUCAUCUGGGGCUACGAGGGCAAGACGGAGGAGCAGGUGCUCGCGCCACCUCAAGGCGGCGCCUACCAAGAACCGCUCUUCCUGGGCGAGUGGUGCAUGGGCGACCCGCCCGACUCGAGGGGCAUCUUCCAGAACAUCGACAACUUCCGCGAGCUGGGCCGCAAGCAGCUCGCCUACUACAACGCCGACACGACCGGCGGCUGGGCCUUCUGGACGUGGCGCAACUCGGACGAGACGGUCAAGCGCACGGGAUGGUCCAUGCGCUACCUCAUCCGGAACGGAUACCUCAAGCUGACUGCCUAA
Messenger RNA from Phytophthora sojae, 1476 nucleotides. Its product is annotated as putative glycoside hydrolase. The coding region runs from base 1 to 1476 and encodes 491 amino acids. The record is from RefSeq and is a predicted model, not a curated record. Gene Ontology annotation, biological process: proteolysis; glucan catabolic process. The transcript has 3 exons. Gene Ontology annotation, molecular function: beta-glucosidase activity; protein binding. Gene Ontology annotation, cellular component: extracellular region; cell surface. NCBI's taxonomy places the organism in Eukaryota, Oomycota, Peronosporomycetes, Peronosporales, Peronosporaceae.